AUGGAAACUGAUCCAGAUAAAGCACAAUCACUUAGAACAAGAGGCGAUAUAUAUAGAAUAUUGAAUAAAUGUGAAGAUGCUAUUAAGGAUUUAAAUAAAUCUUUGGAAAUUGAACCUAAUAAUGUAUAUGCUUUAAGAGUUCGUGGUAGUGUUUAUACAAAAUUGAAAAAUUUUGAUGAUGCUUUUAAAGAUUUAAAUAAAGCCUUAGAACUUGAUCCUGUCAAUUCUUAUGCUUUAGGUGUUCGUGCUGAAGUUUAUACAAAAUUAAGAAAAUUUGAUGAUGCUCUUAAUGAUUCAAAUAAAGCUUUAGAAAUCGAUCCUGAUAAUUCUUAUGUAUUAGGUGUUCGUGGUGAAAUUUAUUUAAAGUUGAAAAAUUAUGACAAAGCUCUUGAAGAUUUAAAUAAAUCUUUAAAAUUUGAUCCUGAUAAUUCUUAUGUGUUAAGUGUUCGUGGUGAAGUUUAUUUAAAGUUGGAUAAUUAUGAUGAAGCCUUUAAAAAUCUUGAUAAAGCUUUAGAAAUUGAUCAAAACAAUUCUUAUGCUUUAGGUGUUCGUGGUGAAGUUUAUUAUAUGAUAGAAAAUUAUGAUGAAGUAUUUAAAAAUUUUAAUAAAGCUUUAGAAAUUGAUCCGGAAAAUUCUUACGUAUUAGAAAUUCGUGGUGAUAUAUUUAGAAUGUGGGGUAAAUAUGAUGAAUCGCUUAAGGAUUUCAGUACUAUACUAGAAAGAGAUCCAAAAAAUACUUAUGCUUUGGCAAUCCGAGGUAGAGUCUACGGAAUAUUAGACAAAUAUAAAGAUGCUCUUAAUGAUUUAGACAAUUUAUUAGACUUAGAUCCGGAUAAUACAUGGGCAUUGACAACUCGUGGUGAUGUUUACAGAAGGCAAUGGAAAUAUAAUGAUGCACUUAUUGAUUUAGACAAAUCAUUAAAGCUCGAUCCAAGUAAUUCAUUUGCUUGGAGAAUUCGAGGGAUGACAUAUUAUUCAUUAAACAAACAUAUAAAUGCAAUUAUGGAUUUGGAUAAAUCAUUAAAAUUGGAAAAUGAUUAUGAAUUCAAACUCAAAAUGUUAAGAAUUUAUCAUCAAAUUGGUUUACAUUUAUAA
Messenger RNA from Cetraspora pellucida, 1095 nucleotides. NCBI's taxonomy places the organism in Eukaryota, Fungi, Glomeromycota, Glomeromycetes, Diversisporales, Gigasporaceae. The record is from the annotation of a GenBank genome assembly.